This is a messenger RNA of Yamadazyma tenuis ATCC 10573, 1513 nucleotides long. The record is from RefSeq and is a predicted model, not a curated record. NCBI's taxonomy places the organism in Eukaryota, Fungi, Ascomycota, Pichiomycetes, Serinales, Debaryomycetaceae.
AUCUACGAAAAAGCUCCCUUUUUGUUUCUUAAACACAAUCGUUUUUUUGCAUUUGAACAUCUCAUGAGAAGCAUCAAAGCAGUGGUAGUGGGUGACGGGGCCGUAGGUAAAACUUGUCUCUUGAUCAGUUAUACUACUAAUACGUUUCCCAAUGAUUACAUCCCAACCGUUUUCGACAAUUACUCGGCUUCUGUUUUGAUAGACGGAGAAGUGGUUAAAUUGGGACUCUGGGAUACUGCUGGUCAGGCGGAGUACGACCGAUUGAGACCUUUGAGUUAUCCACAAACUGAGAUCUUUUUAUGCUGCUUUUCAGUGGUAUCGCCUGAUUCUUUCCACAAUAUCAAAUCCAAGUGGAUACCUGAAUUAUUACAUCAUUCGCCUAAGGAUAUCUUGAUUUUACUUGUAGGAACCAAGGUUGACUUGAGAGAUGAUUUACACAUUUUGGAUGAUUUGAGUGAAAAAAACUUGAAGCCUAUAACGCUUGAGCAAGGUACAAAAAUGGCCAAGGAAUUGGGAUGUGUUAGAUAUAUGGAAUGCUCUGCUGCCACUCAACAGGGCGUCAAUGACGUAUUUGACUAUGCUAUAAGUGCUGUAUUGGAUCCUCCCGUCAAAGAGCUGGCACAAACUUAUCAAACUAAAACUGUUGCUGAUAAGAGUGGAGCUGGGACCGGUGGAUCUACUCAAAGAAAAAGAACCGUUAGAAAGAGCAGAAAGUGUUCUAUUUUGUAAGUGUAUCAACUUAUGCGGACAGUUAUUCAGUAAGCCUGUCGGUAUAUUGUUUUCUGAAAAUGAAGCAUGUUGUUAAUAGAAUCCAUGUACGUUUGUAAUAAUCCAUGUAUGCUUCUAUAUUACUAUGUAACCGUAUGCUACUUGUUCACCAUUGCUAAUCUGGAUGGAUGUAUGCCUUCAGUAUCAGCACCAUCUACCGCCGCACUUCCCUUCGUCUUGACCCGGUCCCUUCUUUCUUCCAAAAGCUUAUCGUUCUUGCCCUUGAUCUUCUGUACUCGGGUCUCAGAGUUACCACCACCUCCAACAGUCAACUCCACGUUGAUCUUCCGAGUUCUUACCAUAGAAUGAUGCAUUCUCAAAGCUGAUUCCAUCUUACUUUGGAUUUCCCUAGUAUCGUUGUCGAACUCCAAGAACGCUAUUCCCUUGUCUUUCCUUAUUCUCAUUCUGUCAGGCUUGGAAUUUUUGAAAUGUUUAGCCAAUUCGGUUUCAGAAACAUCGUACGGAAGGUUCCCCACAAACAAAAGGAAACGAGGGCCUUUACCACCGUUGACCCCUUUACCCUUCUUACCUCUUCUGGUCUUUCUUUUCUUUUUAGGUGCAUCUUCAUCACUGGCGGCACUUACCUCAUCUCCAAGUUUUCUCUUUUUUUGGGUUUCUGUAUCCGUUGGUUUUGGCUCCUCCGGCUUCUUCUCCUUCUUCUCAAUCUUCUUUCUGAACUCAAGAGCUUUUCUCUGUUUUUUGGUGAGCUUCUCUUCUUCCAUACCGACGUCUGUUCUUAGGUUAC